ACUGUCAGAUGAACCCGUGCCCGCCGCUCUAUUGAAAAGUCAGACAAGAGACUAUAUGGAUGCUGGACUGUUGCUCAACUCACCCUACAUCUCUGUGCUGAGAAAAGAGAGAAACAUUCACCUCAUUAUUUCCCUGGAUUUCAGUGAUGGUGAUCCUUUCAUGACGGUGAGGGAAGCUGCUGAGAUGUGCAAGAAACAAAACAUCCCUUUCCCUGAGGUCAACAUUCCCAGUGAGGACUUGGAGAAACCGAAGGACUUCUAUGUGUUCAAAGGCCAAAACGUUCCAACUGUGAUACACAUCCCUCUCUUUAAUGUGGUCAACUGUGGAGAUAAAAUUGAGGACUGGAGGAGCAAAUAUAGGACUUUUCAAGGUCCUUACAGUGCUGAGAUGAUCACUGAUCUUAUGGAGGUCGCUGGAAAAAACAUCACAAACAAUAAAGCAAAAGUGGUGGAAGAGAUUUGUGCGAUUGUUGGGCUCCAGGAAUAA
Megalobrama amblycephala (Wuchang bream) is the source of this 487-nucleotide messenger RNA. RefSeq names its product cytosolic phospholipase A2 gamma-like. The transcript is spliced from 3 exons. The record is from RefSeq and is a predicted model, not a curated record. Gene Ontology annotation, cellular component: nucleoplasm; cytosol; nuclear envelope. Lineage: Eukaryota; Metazoa; Chordata; Actinopteri; Cypriniformes; Xenocyprididae. Gene Ontology annotation, biological process: glycerophospholipid catabolic process. Bases 56 to 487 code for a protein of 143 amino acids. Gene Ontology annotation, molecular function: calcium-dependent phospholipid binding; calcium ion binding.